AUGCCUUUAGGAAAUAAGAGAAAACUGGAUGAAGAUUCUAGCAAUUAUGCUGAAGAGUUACGGGAUUCUGACGAUGACGUAAUUGGAGAAGGCACUCAGUCUUUUGCUGAAGCUUCGCAAAUAUUUCACGAACUGCCGCUUUAUUACCAAGUGGGCUCAGGUUUUGAGUUGGAAAAUGCGGUACGAUUGGAUGUGCAUUCUCGAAGAGAGAAUAAAAAAUACAAUGCGAAUCAAGUGGUAUUUCGAGCUAGAGUGAAUACAGAUCAACUGCCUACACAACUCCAGAACAAUCCCUUGGCUGCAGCUAGGGAAUCCGUGCGGGAGCUGUUCCGGUUGUUGAUUGAACGAUCAACGGAAGGGUUGAAACCAUCGGACUUGAUCCGCUUCUGCAUUCAAUCAGAUGGGCUGGAUAGGCCUAUAUCAACAAGACUAAUGCCUGUCUCCGAACUGACUUUGGAGAUUUUACUUGCUGCAGUACUCAAAGUGCUACAGUCCAAAGACCAAAUAAUGCUCGACUCGACCUUUUUUGUGGACAUAGUGACAUUACGAAGAGAUGUAGGAGCUGGGCGAAUAUGCAAAGUCGUCAAUCACGAGGUGGACCGCUUACGAAAGCAGUCUAUUUUAAGUAUUCCAAUGGUCGAAGAAGGAACAUGCUGUGCAAUGAGCAUUGUGUUUGCAUUGGCUCAUUUGCAUAAAGACACGAAACUGGUUGAUGUUCUGAGAGAUCGUCGACGAUCCACAUUGCAGAAUAGGGCACGGGAGCUGCAUGUUGCUGCUGGUGUGCCUAUUGGGCCAUGCACCUACGCAGAAGUAGCGAAAUUUGAGAAGCAUUUGGAUAUCCAAAUUGUCGUGAUUUCUACAGACAAUCUGAACAAGGUUAGUUUUUUUUAAUUAUUUUUUCUUUGUGGGAAUAUGUAUAAAUUUAUCUUUUUGC
Molecule: messenger RNA, 934 nt
Organism: Uloborus diversus
Lineage: Eukaryota; Metazoa; Arthropoda; Arachnida; Araneae; Uloboridae
Exons: 4
Coding region: 1-891 (296 amino acids)
Source: RefSeq, a predicted model, not a curated record